Messenger RNA from Globicephala melas (long-finned pilot whale), 3264 nucleotides. It is a transcript of the gene TEX261, whose product is annotated as testis expressed 261. The record is from RefSeq and is a predicted model, not a curated record. NCBI's taxonomy places the organism in Eukaryota, Metazoa, Chordata, Mammalia, Artiodactyla, Delphinidae. Gene Ontology annotation, molecular function: COPII receptor activity. Gene Ontology annotation, biological process: endoplasmic reticulum to Golgi vesicle-mediated transport. Gene Ontology annotation, cellular component: COPII-coated ER to Golgi transport vesicle; Golgi membrane; endoplasmic reticulum membrane.
CGGGGCGGGGACGCGGCGGCGGUGGCGGAGACUCCGUGUUGCCGGAGCCCGAGCGCGCAGGCCCGUCCCGGCGGGCUGGCGGGCGGCCGGGGCGGGGGCGCCAUGUGGUUCAUGUAUGUGCUGAGCUGGCUGUCGCUUUUCAUCCAGGUGGCCUUCAUCACGCUGGCCGUCGCGGCCGGACUCUAUUACCUGGCAGAAUUGAUAGAAGAAUACACAGUGGCCACCAGCAGGAUCAUAAAAUACAUGAUCUGGUUCUCCACAGCUGUGCUGAUUGGCCUCUACGUUUUUGAGCGCUUCCCCACCUACAUGAUUGGUGUGGGCCUCUUCACCAACCUUGUCUACUUUGGCCUCCUCCAGACCUUCCCCUUCAUCAUGCUGACCUCGCCUAACUUCAUCCUGUCGUGCGGGCUAGUGGUGGUGAAUCAUUACCUAGCGUUUCAGUUUUUUGCAGAGGAAUAUUAUCCCUUCUCAGAGGUCCUGGCCUAUUUCACUUUCUGUCUGUGGAUAAUCCCGUUUGCGUUCUUUGUGUCACUGUCGGCUGGGGAGAACGUCCUGCCCUCCACCAUGCAGCCUGGAGAUGACGUGGUCUCCAAUUACUUCACCAAAGGCAAGCGGGGCAAACGCUUAGGGAUCCUGGUUGUCUUCUCCUUCAUCAAAGAGGCCAUUCUACCCAGUCGGCAGAAGAUGUACUGAACUUCUGCGGAGGGGAUGCUGGGGCAAGAUCAGGAGAGUCAGGCCCCUGGGCCUCUGCAGUAGGUGGGUGCCGGGAGCUGGAAGGCACCUUCCCCCAGCGCUGGCCCUCCUUCCCUCGACUCCCCCGGAAGCCCCUAUCCCCACCGUCCUCAGGAGGCUCAGCUUGGCUCAGAUGUGAUGCUGCCGGAGGCUGAGACCUCAGAGGGCGCCAGGGAGGAUGCGGUGCCUGCUUAGCCAGGAGGCCGUGGCCCACCUGGGUGUGCAGAGCUGAGCUCCUGUGGCCCUCCCGCCGCUUCCUGUGAUGGGUCCGGAGUUCUGGCUCUCCCAGGGCAGGCAGGGCAGGGGCCGUGAAGCUGGAGAGCAGACAGUGAUAACUGCUAUGGGCAGAUGGCCGUGGGGAGGGGCCGUGGCUUAGCACUUGCAAGAGAAAGUUUUGCUGUUGAACUGUGAUUUCUGUCCAAGUGCUGAUUCCCGUUUGAAUAAAGAUUCUAGGUGGCCCUGUUUGCCUUAAUACCCUGAAAGUUCAUCUUCCUUUCUUCUGCUGACCUUCCGCCUGGACUGGCUUUUCUGCGCCAGGGGCUCCUUUUCUGGGUUUGGGUCUUGCCUUUCCGAAGGGACUGUUCUUGUGGCCCUUAGUGGGAAGGGGACAGAGAUGAGGAGCCAAGCCUGGAGUGGGAGGCGGGGGAGUGGGGAUGGAUGCGGCCUUUCUUAACGCCCUUCUCUCUCCUUGCAUCUCUUCUUUCCUCAGGGCUCCGUGACUGUCAGACUGGGGGCGAGAGGGGAUGGUGUGGGCCUGGGUUAGAUCUUUCAGGAGAACAUGUACAGUGUCCUAUUUAUAAGUCUUCGCCUAGGGAAGAGAGCGGUUUCUGGCUGAAUUCUAUCUCAGGCUCGAGGAGAAACAUUAAAAAUUGGCUUCUUGGCAGCCCGGGCUACAGCCUGUUUGUAAGAAACAGGGCUGAUGAGAGAAGCUCUUUGUCACUCUAAGAGCACACAAGGGCUGGCCCUCUCUUCUGAGCGCUCUUGGCUCCUGGGGAGGUGAUCAGUCUUCUAAAAAGGCAGGCCGGGUCCUGGGCACAGGCCCGCAUUUGUUGGCCUUGCGUUCCAACUACGGUGCCUUACAAGUACUCAGCAGUACCUAUGCGAAUGAGGUCCCCACGAGAGCCAUCACCGGACAUGUCCUGUACCUCACAGCAAAGCAGACAGGUGCAGAGAUGGACUGCACGCAUGUGGUACCUUUCAGCCACAGGGAAGACCUCUGUGCUUGAAGAUCUUACCUCUACGUCCUGCCUCAAGUCCCGCCGUAGCCCUUCAUUUCCUUGGGUCUAGCAUUCCCGUUCUCUUAAAAAUCCCAGCCUUCCCCUUUCCUGGGGAGGAGCAGUACAUUUGGGCCUUCUCUCAGUGGCACUGAGAUUGCCAGGCCCUUUUGUCCUAUGCAGACAAGGGAGGACAAGGUGGAGGACACUGGAGGCCAGUGUCCUGACUGCUGGCCAGCAGCUGGCCUUGCCCUCCGUUGCUGUCCAUGUCUUUGUUUCUCACCCCAAUGGUGGGGCUUUGCCCUCCAUUCACUCCACUGCCAGUGUUCUGGGGGCUGCCAGUGGCCUUGUGCUAAGUCCAGCGGACCCUCUUCCUAUCUCCUCUUUCUGGAUUUGUGCAGCAUCGGGCAGGGCUCGUCGCCCCCAGCGUCCCAAGCACUUCUGUGGCUGGUUCUCCCUCUGGCUGCUCCUUUCCGGGUCCCGUGCAGGCCCCUCCACUCACCCCCCGCGCAGUGGGGUUUCUCAGGGUUCGGUCGUGUGUUCCCUGGAGGAGCCCAUCCGUGCUGAUGGUUUCAAGGAAUUGAGAGCCGACAGCCAGCCCCAGCAUCCCUCUCGGUCCUCUGAACCACAGUUCUGCUGCACUUGGUGCCACCCUUUGCAACCUGCCUUUUCUGGGUACUUGCCUUGGCCCCAAGAUCACUCAGGAGCCCGACCAGAAACCUGCUUUCUCUUUCUGCCCUGACAUCCAAUCUCUAACAACUGUCAAGUUUACCUUCUUAACAUCUCUUGAUUUGAGCCACUCCCUCUGUCAGCACCUUUCACCUGGAUUAUUGUGACAGCCUCCUUCUGCUUCUCUAUCCCACAGCCAGAGUUGUCUUUCUAAUGCAUGGUUGAUCUAGUCACUCCCUGGCUUACAACCUUCCACGGCUCCCCCCGUCAGGAUAAAGUCCAGACCCCUGAGCAUGGCUCGUGAGGCUCGCGGUGUCCCGGCUCUCGCUCGCCUCUCUGGCCUCAUCACUUGCCACCUUGCAUUCUGAUUUUCAGCCUCCUGUAUCCAGAGAUACCCUUUAAUUCCCUUUCUUCUGCUCGCCUGAGUACCUUCUCUGUCAGUUCUCAACUUAGAUUUCACUUCCUCCAAGGAACUUUGAAUGUCCCCUCUCCCUCCAGCACACCACACAGAUCACUCUGGGCUUAUUUGCCUGCUUACUGGUUUAUCUCCCCAUUAGACUGUAAGCUCCUUGAGGGCAGGAAUCGUCCUUCAGUUUUUGUAUCAACCGUGCCUAGCUUGGCACCUGGCACAUAGAAAGUACUCAAUAAA